UCUUCCCCAGAACUAGGAGAAAGGGGAAGUAGUCUGACAAUAAUUAGCCAGCAGAAAUACUUUUUAGGUCACGAGAAAAUAGCUAUGAAGUUAAUAAAUAGGUGUAGUGUAUAGGUUUAGUAUAAGUUACCUUUAAAAAUCCUACAUUUCCCACAGGAUAUUUUAACAAUUUUCGAGGUCGCCUUCUAAACUUGGUGAGUGUCAAAGAAAUCUAGCGUGUUAACGAGCUGACGUUAGCUUGCUUGCUAAACUAGCUCGCUAGCUAGCAAGCCAGCUGCGAGUUUGCUAAUCGCUCGUCCCUUUAAUCUGUAUAUUAACCUAUAUUACAGUGACAUCUAGCUUGCUAACGUUAGCAAACUUGACUGUUAGCUUGCAAGAUAGCUAGCUAACUAACUAGCAACUCUCUGAACAUUGUAUUUUACUAAUGUGUUACCGUGGUUAUAUCAACUUGAUUCAGAUUAAUGUACCUAGCCAUAUUAGCUAGCUAGCCAAGAUGAGAACUUGACUUGUUAACCUUAGCCAGCUAGCUGUCAGUGUCGUAUAGGUUAAGGCACAAUGUCAGCAAACUAAGCUAUCCAUCCAAAAGAAGAGUAGCUAGCUAGAUAGCUAGCUAACCAAAAUCAGCUCAAGCUAAUCCUCAACAAACCCAUUGCCACGGUCUAUUGAGUGACACACCGGAUAUUACUUUGGAAAAGCACCAAUGACCCAUAUAAUAGUUUCCCUGUGGCUAUGGGUGUGAACUAGCCCAGUAACGUUACAGAUAGACACCUAGCUACCUACCUAACCUGCAUUCUAACUCAAUACCUACCUGCAUUCGAUUUGACCCAGUUGAUUGCUAGGAUCUGAUCAUUCUGUUUUCUAUUAUCUGACCACCAGUUAUGUAACUGACAAUGUGGCCUACAGGGAUGCAUAGUUACGGGAUGAGCAAAUAUGCCAUUGUCAGUAUAGGAAUUGAUCAGUUACUUACCAUGGAGUUCUGUAAAGUGUGUAACAACAUCACUUAAAAUGUGGAUCUUUCAGUGAAGGAAAAGGCCAAGUCGCAGAACUGUUGAUGUCAUGAUGAUCUCAGUCAGACCUGUAGUUUCAUAAUAUCAAAGCAGUGUAUUGAUGUAAUAGCUCAUCAUUCGUCUGUUAUCAAUUUUAUCAGAAGGGAAAGCGGUGCCUUACUUCCACUCUACAGCCUGACUCAUCUCCUUGUCACCAUGCCGUUCCCCUUCGGGAAGUCUCAGAAGAACCCAGCGGAGAUUGUGAAGAGUCUGAAGGAGAACGUGGCUUACUUGGAAAAGCUGGAUGCGGCAGAAAGCAAAAAAUGUGAAAAGGUCAGGUGAUACCUGUGGACUGCUGUUUUGAGAGCACACUAGAAAUUGUCUGUGGGCAUUUGUUGGUUAAAGUUGGUCUUUCACAUAGAAGCAUCCAGACUGCAACAUCAUAUAGCAAUGUUGGGAGAAUCAUUGGAUGCUUCCGAAAUGGCACCCUAAUCCCUACAUAGUGUGCUACCUUUGACCAGAGACCUAUAUGGGUUCUGGUUAAAAGUAAUUCACUAUAGUAUAGGGAAUAGGGUGCCAUUUCAGACGCAGCCCUUGAUUAACUAAGCGCUGUUCCCUCAUAUCUUCUUGUCUCCAGGUUGCAGAGGAGGUGUCUAAGAACCUGUCAUCUCUGAAAGAGGUGCUCUGUGGUUCAGGGGACAAGGAGCCCCAAACGGAGGCUGUGGCCCAACUGGCCCAGGAGCUGUACAACACCAACCUCCUCAUUGCUCUCAUUUCAAACCUGCAGAGGAUUGAUUUUGAGGUGGGGAAAUGUUCUAGCUAUUAGCUUUGUACGGGGGGUGAAAUUGAUUCUUCAUACUAGAGUAGUUCAUAGUGGAUAGUUCAAAUCAAUACAGAAGAGGGAGGAGCAUAAACACGAUGUGAUCACACAUCACACACCACUGUUUGAUUGAAGUGUUUGAGAGGUCCGCACACACAAUAUUUCUGCUCCACAGUGCUUUAGUCCUACACCCAAAUGCAGAGGGACUUGGGGAGCCACGGUAUUUUGUGUGUCAUUCCUUUAUCAGUGUUUUUUUGGAUGUGCAUAUCACCCUCCUUCAUUGAUUGUAAUGUUUCUCAUUGUUGUCCUCCAGGGAAAGAAGGAUGUGGUCCAUCUGUUCAGCAACAUUGUGCGGCGCCAGAUUGGCACCCGUACGCCCACGGUUGAGUAUAUCUCCUCACACCCACAGAUCCUCUUCAUGCUGCUGAAAGGGUGAGUCUCAAAGCUGCCCAUCUGUUAGAUCAGUUAGAUAAGCAAGAAGCAAGGAUUUAUAUAUUUUAUUUAGGUAUGUCCCCAUUAAGUUAAGUUGUAGGCGCUUAACUCACCUGUUUGUUCAUUUACAGACCCCCAUACAUACAUCCACAACAUAUACUAUAUGAAUAAUUCUUCAUCACCAUCAAAACACACCCACAUAUUAAGAUUGAGUUCUAGUGGCAUGAAUCCCAACUUUGCAGGUAUGAGAGUGCGGAGGUGGCUCUGAACUGUGGGGUGAUGUUAAGGGAGAGCCUGCGUCAUGAGCCCCUGGCACGCACAAUUCUCUUCUCUGAGGACUUCUACUGCUUCUUCCGCUAUGUAGAGUUCUCCACCUUCGACAUCGCCUCAGACGCUUUCGCUUCAUUCAAGGUAAACGACUGCUUUUCUCAUGGCUUUAUGUCCUGUGUGCUAAGCCUUGUCCGAGCCAGAACGGCCCAUAGGGCAGGAGGUGCAUCUCCUGUUUCUGUAGUGUGAGGCAGCUUGAUGUACUGUGAAGUACAUCCCCUGUACAGGACGCUAGUGUGCGUAAUAUGUCAUGUUAUUUCUAUGUUAUGUAAUAUCCUGUUCUUUUCUCUCAAAUGUGUUGCUAGGAUCUUCUCACGAGACACAAGAUUAUGUGUGCAGAUUUUCUGGAGACCAAUUAUGACCGGGUGUUUACAGAAUAUGAGAAGCUACUGCAUUCUGAGAAUUAUGUCACCAAACGGCAGUCCUUAAAGGUACUUUCUGUUAUCACUGUGCCACCAAACCCAACAUUUAAAGUUUGUUUUGACCUCUCACGUGAAUCAUUGAUGAUGUUCUUCUGUAACAGAAAUACAGUUACAUUACAGCCUUAUUCUAAAAUGGAUUAAAUCGUUUCCCCCCCUCAUCAAUCUACACACAAUAAUGACAAAGCAAAAACAGGUUUUUACAUAAGUAUUCAGACCCUUUACUCAAUACUUUGUGGAAGAAUCUUUGGCAGUGAUUACAGCCUCGAUUCUUCUUGCGUAUGAAGCUACAAGCUUGGCACACCUGUAUUUGGUGAGUUUCUCCCGUUCUUCUCUGCAGAUCCUCGCAAGCUCUGUCAGGUUGGAUGGGGAGCAUCGCUGCACAGCUAUUUCUAGGUCUCUCCAGAGAUGUUAGAUCGAGUUCAAGUCUGGGCUCUGGCUGGGCCACUCAAGGACAUUCAGAGACUUGUCCCGAAGCCACUACUGCGUUGUCUUGGCUGUGUGCUUAGGGUCGUUGUCCUGUUGGAAGGUGAACCUUGGCCCCAGGCUGAGGUCCUGAGCGCUCUGGAGCAGGACCUCACUGUGCUUUGCUCCGUUCAUCUUUGCCUUGAUCCUGACUAGUCUCCCAGUCCUUGCCGCUGAAAAACAUUCCCACAGCAUGAUGCUGCCACCACCGUGCUUCACCGUAGGGAUGGUGCCAGGUUUCCUCCAGAUGUGACGCUUGGCAUUCAGGCCAAAUAGUUAAAUCUUGGUUUCAUCAGACCAGAGAAGCUUGUUUCUCAUGGUCUGAGAGUCCUUUAGGUGCCUUUUGGCAAACUCCAAGCAGACUGUUAUGUGCAUUUUACUGAGGAGUGGCUUCCGUCUGGCCUCUCUAUCAUAAAGGCAUGAUUGGUGGAGUGCUGCAGAGAUGGUUGUCCUUCUGGAAAGUUCUCCCAUCUCCACAGAGGAACUCUGGAGCUCUGUCAGACUGACCAUCAGGUUCUUGGUCACCUCCCUGACCAAGGCCCUUCUCCCUCGAUUGCUCAGUUUGGCCGGGUGGCCAGCUCCAGGAAGAGUCUUGUUCGUUCCAAACUUCUUCCAUUUAAGAAUGAUGGAGGCCACUGUGUUCUUGGGAACCUUCAAUGCUGCAAAAAUGUUUUGGUACCCUUCCCCAUAUCUGUGCCUCGACACAAUCCUGUCUGAGCUGUACGGACAAUUCCUUCAACCUCAUUGCUUGGUUUUUGCUCUGACAUGCACUGUCAACUGUGGGACAUUAUAAAGAGGUGUGUGCGUUUCCAAAUCAUGUCCAAUCAAUUGAAUUUACCACAGGUGGAUUCCAAUCAAGUUGUAGAAACAUCUCAAGGAUGAUCAAUGGAAACAGGAUGCACAUGAGCUCAAUUUCGAGUCUCAUAGCAAAGGGUUUGAAUACUAAAUAAGGUAUAUAUUUAUUAAUUUUUAUACAUUUGCAAACAUUUCUAAAAACCUGUUUUCACUUUAUCAUUAUGGGGUAUUGUGUGUAGAUUGAUGAAGGAAAACAUGUAUUUAAUAAAUUUUAGAAUGAGGCUGUAACGUAAGAAAAUGUGGGGAAAGUGAAGGGGUCUGAAUACUUUCCGAGUGCGCCGUAUCUUCCUAACUUAUCCUAAAAACAAUGAUGACCCUUUUUCUAUUACUAACCAAAGUGUUUUGCAGCUCCUGGGAGAGCUUCUUCUGGACAGACACAACUUCACUGUGAUGACCAAGUACAUCAGCCGGGCUGAGAACUUGAAGCUGAUGAUGAACAUGCUGAGAGACAACAGCCGCAACAUUCAGUUCGAGGCCUUCCACGUAUUCAAGGUGUGUAGACAUGUUUGAGGCCAUCCACGUCUUCAAGGUGUGUAGACAUGUUGUAUUCGUGGAGAGGCCCAGGCUGAGGGUGCAGAUUCUGGCCUCAUUCUCUGCCUGUCCUACUUUCCACCGUUUUGGGUUACUUGACAUAAAAUACAUAUUAUUAACAUUUACAUCCCCUAUACAAGGUGUCCAAAGCGUUCCACAGGGAUGCUGGCCCAUGUUGACUCCAAUGCUUCCCACAGUUGUGUCAAGUUGGCUGGAAGUCCUUUGGGUGGUGGACCAUUCUUGAUACACACGGGAAACUGUUGAGUGUGAAAAACCCGGCAGUGUUGCAGUUCUUGACACAAACCGGUGCGCCUGGCACCCUGUUCAAAGGCACUUAAAUAUUUAGUCUUGCCCAUUCACCCUCUGUAUGGCACACAUACACAAUCCACGUCUCAUUUGUCUCAAGGCUUAAAAAUCCUUCUUUAACCAGCCUCCUCCCAUUCAUCUACACUGAUUUGAAGUGGAUUUAUGAAGUGACAAUAGUAAGGGAUCAUAGCUUUCACCUGGAUUCACCUGGUCAGUCUAUGUUAUGGAAAGAGCAGGUGUUCCUAAUGUUUUGUACACUCAGUGUAUACUAAGGUACAUUAACCAGGUGACCAACUACAAUAGAUUGUCAUGCUGUAGCACCAUUAAAUUCAAUAGAUCUUUAUAUUGUCCCUGAAGCAUCAAAAUAAUUAUAGGUACGUAAAACCUAACCCUGAUCUGUCCUGUCUGGUCCUAGGUGUUUGUGGCCAACCCCAACAAGACCCAGCCGGUGCUGGACAUCCUGCUGAAGAACCAGACCAAGUUGGUGGACUUCUUGAGCCACUUCCAGACAGACCGCUCCGAGGACGAGCAGUUCUGCGACGAGAAGAAUUACCUGAUCAAGCAGAUCCGCGACCUGAAGAGGCCCACACCACCAGAGGAGGCAUGAGGGGACAGGCAGGGGGACACCACCAGAGGAGGCAUGAGGGGACAGGCAGGGGGACACCACCAGAGGAGGCAUGAGGGGACAGGCAGGGGGACACCACCAGAGGAGGCAGGGGGACACCACCAGAGGAGGCAUGAGGGGACAGGCAGGGGGACACCACCAGAGGAGGCAUGAGGGGACAGGCAGGGGGACACCACCAGAGGAGGCAUGAGGGGACAGGCAGGGGGACACCACCAGAGGAGGCAUGAGGGGACAGGCAGGGGAACACCACCAGAGGAGGCAUGAGGGGACAGGCAGGGGGACACCACCAAAGCACAGGUAGUGGUGAUGCUGGUGAUGUUGGUUGGGGCCUUGGAGCAUUCGGAGAAAGAAUGAUAGUGCGAGAGAGGCAUGCUUGACUAGAAUCCAUUACUCUGCCCUUCAAACAUAGGAACAAUAUACUUUACAAAGUCCCCCCUCAUUCCUUUUAAGUUUUCUAAUGCUCAUGUGGGAAUGGAGGUGAUUUUGAGGCGCACGCAACAAGAGUGACCCGAGAACUGUUAGUUAAACCAUAGAGCUAUUUCAGCCAAUAGGUAUGAAAUAAAUGCACUUAGUCAGGUGAUGGUAUAUUGAACCUUAAACACACCGUUAGCCUCUUUUAAUAAGCACAGUAGCACACCUGAGCCAUUUCCUGGGAAACCAGGAUAAGUGGUCAACAUAAAACCGAAUGCUCUCUCCCUGACACAGGCACAGACUCUCCCCAACACAGACUCCCCAAACCUUACAGGAACUUUUAAAUGGAUUUGUAAGCUUUUAAAGACAGAUGUCCUAUAUGAUCGUUUAGGAAUUAGAAUAUACAAAUAAAGAUAUUAUUUUGCUGGGGUUGUUCAGUUAACAUUUAUUUUGUAGCUGUCUUGUUUCUGACACCAUACUUAACUAAUUCCAUUAUAUCUUGGUUUAUAGCUUAUCUUGGGAUUGACUCUUGGGUCUGAGUAGGUAAUUGUAGUCUUUAGUUGAUAACACGGUAAUUAUCUUCAGUCCAGCUCCUAACGACAUACAAAGUGACAAUGGACGGCUCAAAGACGUGAGUCCGCAGCAACUGUUAUCCUAAUAGGAGCCAUCCAACAGAGAUUACAGUAAAAAACUAUGUGAAAACUUAAAUCAAUUAGAUGUUAGUAGGGCCCAGGCUAGUGGACUGUAAUAGAACCUAAAGAUGGUUUUAGUAGGGCCCAGGCUAGUGGACUAUAAUAGAACCUAAAUAUGGUUUUAGUAGGGCCCAGGCUAGGCUGCAGGGUUACCUUAGGCAGCCAUCCAUUCUUUAGUCUGAUUGAUCCCAAUGAUAGCACUCACUCUUUCCCUGGCACAGACGCUCGCUAGUUUUCAUGUGCAGUUAGGAACUGGUGUAAGUUAGGAAGGUGUUUUUUCUUUUAGAAAUGAUCACUAAAUAAUAUUAAGAUGAGAUGUACCCUCCAACCAUAUUGCUAACACAUAGUAUCUAUGGGACAAGAGUAAUACAACACAAAAGUUACGCUGUACUGUUUAAGAGGAGCCGGAUCUGCCCAGUCCUGAUACUCUAGUAGACAUUGGCCUACCGUGAGCUGCAUGCUGCCUCUCAGGCCUUCUCUCAGGCAGCCAGACGCACUGGUCAGGAAGCCACAGAAUGCACAUAAUGACCUGCAUUGUCAAAUGAGCCAAUUGGGAUUAUGUAUGUUGUAUCCAUUGCACCUAAUUGGCCACAUUCCUCGAUUCUCUACUCAUGGUUAGGACCUAUCAAUACCUCAAUCAAUAAUUACAUUGUAUGUUGUCCAGAUGAAUUACAAAAUGGGAUUAUCAUGAAAUAACAGCAUUUUGCCUUACCUGGUGUCACUUAAAUUGCAUAAUAACAGAUUACAAAAAAAGAUGGUGUCUGUUUGCACAAUUUUCUAGUAUAUACCUCAUGGGGUUUUGAGUUCACAAGGGCUGUGUUCUCUACUUUCCUUGACAAUAUAUUUUAUUUGAUAUUUUGGAAAAAGAGCAGUGGUUUCUAUUAUACAUGCUAAAUAAAUCAAUGUUUUUGUUUUAACUUCAACAGGGAGUGGGAUCUGGUUUUCUUUUAGGGGAAAACCAGACUUUUCAACUAAAUGUAUUAGUUGGGUGCCUCAAAUGUCAAUUCAUAUUGAAUAAGAGGAUUGGCCCCACAAAAGUAUGAAUGUUGCCUUACUUUCAGAAUUGUAAUUUGAUUGUGAAGACCAUGUAUGUGGAGGUAUAAACCUCUCAAUCUUCUUAAUCAAAGUUAAUAAAGGGGGCAGUGCUUGACUUGACUGAGAGAGUUGCCAGUACUGUUUACAUUUAGGUGCAGGAGCUCCACAAU
Messenger RNA from Coregonus sp. 'balchen', 8074 nucleotides. The record is from the annotation of a GenBank genome assembly. NCBI's taxonomy places the organism in Eukaryota, Metazoa, Chordata, Actinopteri, Salmoniformes, Salmonidae.